Portunus trituberculatus (swimming crab) is the source of this 5241-nucleotide messenger RNA. Its product is annotated as WD repeat-containing protein 47-like. The record is from RefSeq and is a predicted model, not a curated record. Lineage: Eukaryota; Metazoa; Arthropoda; Malacostraca; Decapoda; Portunidae. Gene Ontology annotation, molecular function: protein binding.
AUGUGUGUGUGUGUGUGUGUGUGUGUGUGUGUGUGUUUAUUAGGAAGAGCAAGUGUGACGGGCUCUAGUGUGUGGUGAACCCUCGCAGUGGUAACAGUGCAUUGCGAGUGUCGUCUGGAGCAGCAGCAGCAGCAGCAGCAGCAGCAGCAGCAGCAUGCCUGCAGUGCAGCGGCGCGGCAGUGGGUGUCCGGCCAGCGCGGCCCCUGGCCCUGAGUACAAGCUGGUGCGGCACGAGGUGAGGCGCGCCUCCCUGGAGGGCGCCGCGACGCCCCAUGGCGUGGGCGAGGCCCGGGAGGAGGUGCUGGCGCGCCUGGACCAGCUGUUCGAGGACCUGGCCGUCACCCGCCGUGACGGCCGCCAUUGCGAGGUGGGGCGCCGCCCCAGCAACACGGCGGGCACUGCGCGGCGCCCCUCCAGCAUGGUGGUGCCGGAGCGGCGCCCCAGUGCCGCGGCGGGUGCCGAGCGGCGGCACAGUGGCGCCUGGGCGACAGAGCGACGCCCCAGUGGACAGAGUGCGUCUAGCGGCAUGGCAACACGGCGCCCCAGCGGCGGGGUGGCGGCGCCACGGCGCGCCAGUACCAACGGCACCGCCGUGGUGGCACCGGAGGGCGGGUCAGCAUGCUUCCGCAGCCCGCCGCGCGGUGACCUGUUUUCGCCGGGCGGUGCGUCAGGGCCCGCCGUGCUGCGCCGCCCCUCCGCAGUGGCGGCGGCGACGGCGACGGGAAGUGGGGAGGAGGAGAGGCCUGAGGAUGGCGUGGCGGCCCGGGGGUACCGGCGGGACUCCCUGGAGGUGGAGGCGCUGCUGGGGCGGCGCGUGUCCCUGUAUGACGCUGUGAUCCCUGAGGAGGGGCGCGGUGGCCCCCAUGCCAGGCUGUCCCCAGCCCGUACCCUGCGCCCCUCGCCCUCCAGGACCACCACGCCUCCCCGGACCAUGCCCUCCCGUGCCACGCCACCCCGCACCACGCCGCCGCGCACCACGCCGCCACGCACCUCCCCUUCACGGGGCACCACGCCUCCCCGCGCCUCACCGGAGCGCACGUGCCUCACGCGCGUCAACCAGGGCGUGUUGCUCACCGCCCCCAGCACCGGCGACGCGCCCCUAGACUGCUUCUUCCCGCCCCAGCAGAGCGGCAAGGAUGGCGGGGGUGACGCGGGGGGUGCCAAGCCUAGGUUCCUGGCGGUCACAGCGCUGGAGGACGUGCAAGCGGUGCGGUGUGCGGAGUUUCACCCGUCAGGAAGGUUCUACGCUGUGGGAUCUAACUCCAAGACGCUCAGGAUAUGUGCCUACCCCAAGCUGUCUGACUUGAGAGAGGACCACACCACGUACCAGCCCACAGUUCUGUACAAGAGGACCAAGCACCACAAGGGGUCUAUCUACUGUCUGGCCUGGAGUCCCCUUGGUGAUCUCAUUGCUACAGGAUCCAAUGACAAAACAGUGAAGCUAAUGAGAUUCAACCCUGAUGCCUGCAGUAUGGAUGGCCAGGAGAUCGAGUUGGCAAUGCAUGAUGGGACAGUUCGGGACAUGUGCUUUGUUGAGGACACUACCAACAAGUCCUCUCUUCUCAUCUCGGGCGGCGCUGGUGAUUGCAAGAUAUACGUGACAGACUGCGCUACUGGGACACCCUUCCAGGCUCUCUCCGGCCACACUGGCCACAUCCUCGCUCUGCACACGUGGGGCGGGGCAAUGUUUGUGUCAGGCAGUCAAGAUCGCACUGUCAGGUUCUGGGAUUUAAGAACCAGAGGAUGUGUAAAUGUCAUCACUCCCGCUGCUACUCCUACCAAGCCAGGCGCUCCUGUGGCCUCCCUGUGUGUGGACCCAUCUGGCAGACUCUUGGUGACGGGACACGAGGAUGCUGUGUGCUGCCUGUUUGACGUGCGGGGCUCCAGAAUUAUUCAAGCAUUUAGACCACACGGAGCUGAUGUCAGGUCUAUAAGGUUCUCCCCCUCAGCUUACUAUCUUCUGACUGCUGGCUAUGACAACAAGCUCGUUCUAACAGACCUCCAGGGUGACUUGACCCUGCCUCUGCCGAGCGUGGUUGUGGCGGAGCAUCAAGAUAAGGUCAUAUCAGGCCGCUGGCACCCCGCAGAUUUCACCUUCAUCUCAACUUCCGCUGAUAAGAUGUGUACAUUGUGGGCUCUUCCUCCCGUGUAGUGUGUGUGUGUGUGUGUGUGUGUGUGUGUGUGUGUGUGUGUGUGUGUGUGUGUGUGUGUGUGUGUGUGUUAGCGUGCAAUAAGAAAUAUAAUGAAUCUCUCUCUCUCUCUCUCUCUCUCUCUCUCUCUCUCUCUCUCUCUCUCUCUCUCUCUCUCUCUCUCUCUCUCUCUCUCUGUACAUAUGUAAUAUUAGUAUUAAGUUAGCUUGGCAAUCAUUAUUAUUAUUAUUAUUAUUAUUAUUAUUAUUAUUAUUAUUAUUAUUUUUUUCAUUAUUAUAUGCAAUACCAAAUAUUAUAUGCUGUGACUAAUAUAAUAGAGAGAGAGAGAGAGAGAGAGAGAGAGAGAGAGAGAGAGAGAGAGAGAGAGACUGCAUACAUAAACAAACACAACACAACACAACACAACACAACACACACACACACACACACACACACACACACACACACACACACACACACACACACACACACACACACACCCCCUAACAUAUGAUUUGAUUCUUGUAGUGGAAUUGCAAAAACUGAAUAAGGAUAAUUUCUAAGACCUUUAUAAAUGCGCCCCUUAAAAACACCACAUCUAGAUCCUGCAAAUAACAAUGAUAGUAAUGAUAAUAAUGAUGAUAAAUAAAAGAAAUAAACUCAAUAUAUAUACACAAAUACAAAACAAAUAUGAUGAGAGCGAAUACCAGCGUUCGUAAAGAGAAGCAGGACAAUUCGUAUAGCGAACCAAGAGCUAAAUGAGAUCAGUGCGCAUUCCAACGUUCGUAAAGAGAGGCAGGACAAUUCGUAUAGCGAACCAAGAGCUAAAUGAGAUCAGUGCGCAUUCCAACGUUCGUAAAGAGAGGCAGGACAAUUCGUAUAGCGAACCAAGAGCUAAAUAAGAUCAGUGUGCAUUCCAACGUUCGUAAAGAGAGGCAGGACAAUUCGUAUAGCGAACCAAACGGUAUUAGAUAAGAUCAUAUAAGGGGAAGCACCUUUAUAUCCGUGUGUAUGUAUGUAUGUAUGUAUGUAUGCGUGUAUAUAAAGCAGGGUAUGUCUACAUGUACGUUCUUACAUGUGUGUGCGUGUUUAGACGUACAUGGAAACAGUCAUAUGUACACAAAGGACCAAGAAAGCUGUUUAGGGUGAAAAUCCUUUAUAUACAGUACGAGUAGAGGCCCUUAUGCCCCCGUAGACCUGUAGAGGGUUGGUUCCUGAUGUUUAGAGGUUCAAAUCCCAUAUAUAGAGGUUCAGAUCCCAUAUAGAGGUUCAGAUCCCUUGUAUAGAGGUUCAGAAGGCUCAGAUUCAUUAUAUAGAGGGUUCAAAAUAUGUUAACGAGAUUCAGUGUCUAUAUAAAGGAAUUCAGAAUAUAUUAUGGAGGUUUAGAUUCUGUAUUUAGAGGUUUUGAUCACAUGGGUUCAUAGUAUAGGGGUUCAGGUUCCUUCUGUAGAGGUUUUGAUCACUUGGGUACAUGAUAUAGAGGUUUGGGUUCAUUCUAUAGAGGAUUUGAUCACGUGGGUUCAUGAUAAAGAGGUUCAGGUUGGUUCUAUAGAGGUUUUGAUCACGUGGGUUCAUGAUAAAGGGGUUUGGGUUCAUUCUAUAGAGGUUUUGAGUCUAAGUGGGUUCAGAGUCUUUGUAAGGGACACGUGGGUUCGUUCUAUAGAGGUUUGAGUUCAUUCUUUAGAGGUUUCGAGUCUUUAAGUGGGUUCAGAGUCUUUGUAAGGGAUCUGAUUGUCUCGAGAGUGGUUUAGAUUCCUUAUAAGCGUUUUCUAGAGCCUUUAUUAAACAGGUUCUCGUGUAAAGAAUGCCGGUUCUAACCCUUUAUAAAGAGUUGCAAGUGUUGAGACAUUCAAGUCACAAGGAGGGGAUUCAUAAUAGGUUCUGACAUUUAUGGAACCAAAUUAACCACCUUCUUAAAUGACAAAAGGUUCUUAUUGGAAGUUCUGUGUUAAGGAAGAAUUUUUUGCGUUUGUGGACUCAAAUAAAAAAAGAAUAAAUGAAGAUUCCUGUUUCGGAUUUUUAAAAAGGAAUAAAUUUAAGCGUUUGUACGUAAAAUAAAAACACUUCUUAGUAAAAAUAUUGGAAUAAAUUCAUGAAAGUAAAUGAAAUGAAGAAUUCGGGAGAAAAAAUACGAAAAUUAAGGUUUUGGUUAUAGAUUUUGAUACGAUAAAUAAUAAAAACUUUUCUAGAUUAAAAAAACAAAAGAAAAUUGCACUGCUUAGUAAAAUAGAUAAAUAAUAUAAUAGAGGACUUUGUCACAAUUAUAAAACUAAAGGUCCCAUUUACAAAUUUGAUGAGAAAAAGACUUCAACAUUUCUAGAUUAAAAAAAGGAAAAAAAAUGCAUAUCUUAGUGAAAAUGAAGGUAAAGAAAUAAACCUAAAUUAAAUGAAACGAUUCAGUCACAAUUAAACAAGAAAAUCAGAUUCCAUUUAAAAAUUUGAUACGAAAAGAUUGAAACAUCUCGAUUAAAAAAAAAAAAAGGAAAAGAAGGUAAAGAAAGCGAUUUUUUUGGUGAAAGUAAAAAACAAAACAAAAUUAAAUCAAACAAGGGAUUCAGUCACAUAAAACAAGGGAUCCAGUCACUAUAAAACAAGGGAUCCAGUCACUAUCAAACAAGGGAUUCAGUCACAUAAAACAAGGGAUCCAGUCACAUAAAACAAGGGAUCCAGUCACAUAAAACAAGGGAUCCAGUCACUAUCAAACAAGGGAUUCAGUCACAUAAAACAAGGGAUUCAGUCACUAUAAAACAAGGGAUUCAGUCACAUAAAACAAGGGAUUCAGUCACUAUAAAACAAGGGAUUCAGUCACAUAAAACAAGGGAUUCAGUCACAUAAAACAAGGGAUUCAGUCACUAUUAAACAAGGGAUCCAGUCACAUAAAACAAGGGAUUCAGUCACUAUAAAACAAGGGAUUCAGUCACAUAAAACAAGGGAUCCAGUCACUAUAAAACAAGGGAUUCAGUCACAUAAAACAAGGGAUUCAGUCACUAUCAAACAAGGGAUUCAGUCACUAUAAAACAAGGGAUUCAGUCACAUAAAACAAGGGAUUCAGUCACUAUAAAACAAGGGAUUCAGUCACAUAAAACAAGGGAUUCAGUCACUAUAAAACAAG